AUGAGCAGCGGGGAGGAGGGUCUCGACGAGGACGACUUCGGCUUCCGCGGCCGCGCGGAGACGCCCGAUGACUCCGUGGAGGGCGACGGCGCCAAGACGAAGCGCAAGGACAAGAAGCGGCGGAAGAGGACCCCCGCGGAGAAGGAGGCGAGGCGUCUGCGUAAGGAAGCCGAGGCCGCGGCCAGGAACCCCGGGGGGGCGUCGCCCAGCGGGAGCGUGCCGAGCGACGACAGCGCCAUGAGCAGUGGCAUUUUCGGCUCUAGGAAGUCCAACAAGGUCGCACCCGCGCCCUCGGGCAAGAAGGGGAAGGGCGAGGGCGAGGCGACGAAGGCGGCCCGAGGGAACAAGGCGACGAAGACGAACGAACCGGGCGGAUUGAUCAUGGGCGCAAACGUCAAAAAGUGCCCGACGUGCAGGUUCCCCGUCAUCAUCGGCGCGCGAUUCUGCGCCGGAUGCGGCACCCGCAACGAGGACCAGAGCGCCGUCGAGCACCUCCUGCGAGACAUCGACGGCGAGGCCAGCGUGAGGGCGAUGAUCGCCGCGGCCAAGGAGAACGGUCUCGCGGCGCCCGACUUUCGCGAAGGCAUCACUUUAAUCACGGCGCCGCCCCCGCCCGCGAUGGACGGCGCCGACCCGGUGGUUGUGCACGUGUGGGACCCUGAUUGGGCGAGGUGCGGUCGGCUGUGCCACCCGUGCGGGUGGGACUGCGACAAGGACAUGUGGCCGGAGCCGCGGGAUCCGGAGGCGCCGGGCGAGACGUUGGCUCCGUUUCGAGAGCGAUUUUUGUACUACCUCUGCGACAGGCACCAGGUGCUGGUGUGCGUGUUUCACGACCAGGACGACGACUUCAGCGCGGUGGAGAGGCAGGUGAGCAUCGUGUGCACCGUGAUGCAGUGCUGGUGGUGCACGCUCAUGCUGGUCAGCGGGUUGGAAGAGGCGGAGGCGGCGACGGAGGAGGCGAGGGUGUCCGUGCUGCCGGAUUUCGUCAUCGUCGCAAUCGUCACCGACCUCUUCACCACCCUCUUCGAAGCCUUCUCCAAGUUUGAGUACAGGAACAUGGAGAUCGGGCGGGUCAUCACCGUGCCGCUCUUCAUCGCGCACUUGCUCAUGGCGGCCAUCACGACGUCCGGGAACGCGCACAGAGACGAGCUGCUCGCGAAGACGUCGUGGAUGUUUGUCGUCGCGUUGGCGUGCGAGUGGCUCGCGAUCCAGCCGCUGUACGUGGCGACGCGGGUGUGGCUGUACGGCGUGGGGUGCAGGUGCCGGGGCGUACCCAUCGGCCUCGGGCCCAAGUCGCCGUUCUAGGAGAAGAGGUGGGAGAACACGAGUGGUGCGAAUUCGUCCUCGCGGGCUCGCUGAAAAGCGAGGCUUCUUAAUGUUAGACUAACUAGAUGUACAUUAAAAAUGAGACGUUUGUCGUC
Molecule: messenger RNA, 1421 nt
Organism: Micromonas commoda
Lineage: Eukaryota; Viridiplantae; Chlorophyta; Mamiellophyceae; Mamiellales; Mamiellaceae
Exons: 1
Coding region: 1-1305 (434 amino acids)
Source: RefSeq, a predicted model, not a curated record